UGGACUGGAAGGUUCCGGGCUCGAGCCCAUGGCGGAGACGGUGCCGGCGACGGCGCUGGACAUCGACGAGAUCCCCUUCGCCGACCUCCUCCUCCUGCUGCUCUCGCCGGAAGCGGCAGCAGCGGGCGACGCCGAUGGCCGGCGGCGCCGCCUCCUGGCCACCGUCUGGGCCGCGCUCGGCCCAGGCGGCACCGGGCUUCUGGCCGUCUCCGGUGUCCCGCGCGCCGCCAACCUCCGCCGCCGGCUCCUCCCCCUGGCCCGCCGCCUCGCAAUCAUGGACCACCCUUCCCGCGCCCACCUCCUCAAGAAGUACGGAUUGGGCAGCGACGUGCCUCUUAAGAAGCCCGACAGGUCCGUCUCCUCCUUCGCGCGGCUCCUAAGGCACGAUUCAGGCAAGCUCCACUCCCUGGAGUCGAUGUGCGAAGCCACCGGAGACACCGAGAUCAGGCCUGGUUGUCCGGACGGGGAACAAAAGGGUGAUGCUGAUGAUGACAUGGAGAACCUUGGUGAUCUUUUCAAGGAGCUGGGUCUGUGCAUGAUGGAGCUUGGCAUCUUGGUUGCCCGGGCCUGCGACAUUGUUAUCGGUGGGAAUCAGCUGGAGCAGAGCAUUACCGACUCUGGAAGCGCAAAGGCGAGGCUCAUCCACUACCACUCUGAGUUGGAUAACAGGAUUAUCAAGGAGAUGAGCAGCACAAGGAGGAAAAACUUGGCAAACAAUGCAGCAGCAGCAAGACCUGUAUCGGAUCACAUGGAUACAUAUCAAAUGCCAGGAUCAGAAAGAUCGAAAAAAGAUGGGAUGGCCGUUGUAAAGUCAGCCGAAGAAAAUGAGUCCCAAGGUGCCGCAGUACAAGGUCAUGUCAGCACGAUUUCUCUUGUGAACUUAUGGCAAGAGUGGCACUACGACUAUGGAGUGCUGACAGUCUUAACAGCGCCAUUAUUCUUGCGCUCUGCUCUCGGACAGGAAUGCCCGGUCAGCGAAGAAUGCUCUGUUCCUGAUGGGCACUCACACCUGCAGCUCUUCAGUAAAAGGAGGAUUUUCUCAGUGAGAUGCUCCCAGGAGAGCUUUAUUGUUCAGGUUGGGGAGGCAGCAGGCAUCCUGUCAGGGGGGAAACUGAGAUCUACGCUUCAUGCUGUCAGUAGACCUUUAGGCUUGCCAAACAUCAGCCGAGAGACUUUCGUGGUUUUCCUACAGCCGUCAUGGGACAAAACUCUACCUUUCUCGGGUUACUCUUGUGCCGAUGAAGAUGAUUCAAGUGAUCACAUGGAAUUGGCUUUCAGGGGUGAUGGACCAGCCGGGUGUUGUGGUGAACAUAUACUGAUGCAGGAGAUUCUGAAGAAGAUCCCCCCGCUGUCGUCAAGGCUGAAAGAAGGAAUGACGUUUGCAGAGUUUUCUAGGCAGACAACAAAACAGUAUUAUGGUGGUGGAGGCAUCCAACAAAACAGUUAACCAGAAGACGUAUGGUGAUGGAAAUGCAUCUCAUACAAACCGUAAUGAAGUACUGAGUUCUACACCGUAUGUUGAGAAUCCACUCUGUAAUUACUCCAUGCCACAGUAUGCACUUUUUAUCUUUGUUGAUGGCUUAUUUUCUCGUGCAGUUGUGAAGUCACAGUGUUUCGACCUCAAAAGUGCUGGUUUCCAAUAGUUCAAAGUUCUUGUGUUAGUAAGUUUAGCUUCCUAAACUGAUAUUGAUGAUAGAGAUGUAAAAAAUGCUUACUUGCUCAGUUGUAAAAAAUGUUAAAUAUUUCAAAACUA
This is a messenger RNA of Triticum aestivum (bread wheat), 1753 nucleotides long. RefSeq lists its product as uncharacterized. NCBI's taxonomy places the organism in Eukaryota, Viridiplantae, Streptophyta, Magnoliopsida, Poales, Poaceae. The transcript has 2 exons. The record is from RefSeq and is a predicted model, not a curated record. The coding region runs from base 29 to 1447 and encodes 472 amino acids.